Molecule: messenger RNA, 2259 nt
Organism: Bombina bombina (fire-bellied toad)
Lineage: Eukaryota; Metazoa; Chordata; Amphibia; Anura; Bombinatoridae
Gene: NAALADL1
Product: N-acetylated alpha-linked acidic dipeptidase like 1
Exons: 19
Coding region: 1-2226 (741 amino acids)
Molecular function (GO): carboxypeptidase activity
Source: RefSeq, a predicted model, not a curated record
AUGAACUGGUGGAAGAUAGUAGGGGGUGUUUUUGGAGGAGCUGUGAUACUGGCAAUUGGUUUACUCAUUGGGCACUUUGGAAUUUCUAAGGCUCCAGCAGAUGAGGUUUCUCAAGAUGUUGAUGAAGAUUUCAUCUCAACAUUUAUUAAGGAGGUGGACAAUAAGAAAAUAGAAGAUAAUUUAAGAAAACUCAGUGUGAAGCCGCAUAUGGCUACAACUGCAGGAGAUGAUAACUUAGUUAAAAUGAUCUACGAUCUGUGGAAUGACAAAAGUUUUGGACUUGAUGAAGCUAAAGUGCAGUAUUAUAAUGUCUUCCUGUCCUUCCCUAAUAAGAACAAUCCAAACAACGUGCAAGUGUUGUCAACUGCAAGUACAGCAUUAUUUACGUCCCGUCUAACAGAAGAGGGUAUCACAAAGGAUCAAAACGACACUGACGUGGUAAAACCGUAUGCUGCAUACGCCCCUAGUGGCAACCCCAAGGGGAAGUUGGUGUAUGCCAACCAAGGCAAGUUGAGUGAUUUUCAAUAUUUGGCUAAUGAUGAAUCAAUAGAUCUGAAUGGUACCAUUGCUAUUGUGCGCUAUGGAGGAGCUGGGCGGUCUGCAAAGGUAAUUAACGCUGCCCAGUUUGGGGUGGUGGGUGUAAUUGUAUAUACUGAUCCCAAAGACAUCAAUGAUGGAAAGGCAGAUCCAAGUGACACGUAUCCUCAUUCCUGGUACAUGCCUCCCUCAGGGGUAGAAAGGGGAUCCUAUACUGAAGAUUUUGGAGACUUGCUUACCCCAUAUUAUCCAGCUAAAAAUUAUACUUACAGACGGAAUGCCAGAUCCAUUGUAGGAAUUCCACCAUUGCCCACACAGCCAAUAGGAUUUGAAGAUGCCAAGACCCUAAUAUGUAAUCUGAAAGGCAACGCUGCUCCAUCAUCAUGGCAAGGAUCUCUCGGUUGUAGCUAUAAUUUGGGACCUGGAUUUAAAGAAAAUAGUUUAUAUAAUGGGAGUGAUGUCAAAGUCAAUGUUUAUAACACGGAAGAGGUUAAGCCCUCAGCCAAUGUCAUGGGAUUUAUCAGAGGCAGCGUGGAGCCAGACAGAUACGUGAUGUACGGCAAUCACAGAGACAGCUGGGUCCAUGGAGCUAUAGAUCCUAGCAGUGGAACUGCAGUGAUGCUGGAAAUCACCAGAGUUCUUGGGACAAAGCUGAAGCAAGGUAAAUGGCGCCCACGAAGAUCUAUUAUUUUUGGUAGCUGGGGAGCUGAAGAAUUUGGUCUGAUUGGCUCAACAGAAUUUGCUGAGGAAUAUUACAACAAACUGAGAGACAGAACUGUAGCAUACAUUAAUGUGGAUAUAUCAGUUUUUGCCAAUGCCACAUUGAGGGCCCAGGGAACUCCACCUGUUCAGGAUGUGAUAUUUACAGCUGCAAAGCAGGUACAAACCCCAUUAAGCUCCUCAGUCUCUGUAUAUGACAACUGGAUUCGUUACUUUAAUAGAAGCAGUGAAUUAUAUGGAAAAACAAUACCCCAGUUGGGUACAUUGGGCGCGGGCAGUGAUUAUGCUCCUUUUCUACAUUAUCUUGGAAUUUCCUGUAUGGACCUUGCAUAUACAUAUGACAGGAGCAAGACGUCAGCUCGAAUAUAUCCUGCUUACCACACAGCAUUCGACACCUUUGAUUAUGCAGCUAAACAUAUUGAUCCAGGGUUUACCAGCCAUCAGACGGUGGCACGCACAGCUGGGAAUGUCCUGAUACGCCUGGCUGACAGCCGCAUUGUCCCUCUCAGACCAAGAGAUUAUGGGGAAACGCUGGAAACUUAUUAUAAAAAUGCUGAGACCAACUUUAAUAAAAAUGAUCUUUCAGCCAAACAAAUCUCAUUGGAGCCUUUGAAGAAAGCUAUAGAAAGAUUCAAUGCAGCUUCGGAUGCACUAAUGAAGCUGAUUAACGAAAUCAAGAACUCAAAAGAGGAGCCACUUAUAAUCCGAAUGAUUAAUGACCAGUUAAUGCUCCUGGAACGUGCCUUUAUUGAUCAUUACGCUUUCCCAAAUCAACUAUAUUACAGUCAUGUGAUUUGGGCAUCAAGAAGUUCCAGUGUGGUGACUUUCCCAGGACUCGCAGAUGCGUAUUUACUGGCCAGCACAACCCAUCUUGAAGAACAUUGGGACCAGGUUCGCCAUCACUUGACAAUAGCUAUCCAUUCUGUGGAACAUGCUGCAUCGACCCUGGAGACAGCUGCCAGUCUUUAACAAAUAUUCCCUAAUAAACAUAUUUUUUUACUA